Molecule: messenger RNA, 330 nt
Organism: Cylicostephanus goldi
Lineage: Eukaryota; Metazoa; Nematoda; Chromadorea; Rhabditida; Strongylidae
Source: the annotation of a GenBank genome assembly
AUGAGCCAUAAAGCAAGUCAUAAUGAAGUCAUAGAUAUCACCGGUAUAAACGGUUCGACUGAUAAAAUUGCACGGAUUCUCAGCAUAACUCUGGCGCAGAUACUUAAAUAUGUCCCAGCGCAAUUUACCAAUACCAACAUGCUCCUCGAACGACGCAAGUCCCAGUUUACCAACGAGUGCGUUAUCGACUCGUUCUAUGUAGCAUCAUUGUACAGACAUACCAAAGCUUUGCAGGCGAUCUAUGAGUCACUACCCGAGCAUCAGUUCUCCGUUAACCUGCACGGAUUCAACAUAAACGUCAUAAUGGCCCUAUGCGUGUCUUCAGUGUAG